Molecule: messenger RNA, 2823 nt
Organism: Opisthocomus hoazin
Lineage: Eukaryota; Metazoa; Chordata; Aves; Opisthocomiformes; Opisthocomidae
Source: RefSeq, a predicted model, not a curated record
AUGCACAUGAAAACCGUGCUCAUCCUCCUCGUUCUGGCUUUAGCCACGAUAUUUGCUUUGGUCUGUGUGCUGCUGACCAGGGGAAGGGCCCCCAGCACCUGCCAGCACCAGCCCCCGGAGCAGGAGGACACCGAUGGCGGCCGCAGCCUGGUCUUUGCUGACCUGACGCCUGAAGAGAUGGUGCAGGUGGUGCGGUACCUGCAGGCAAACCUCGGGGUGCAGCUGGUCGACGCCUCGCGUGCGAAGCCCUCCGACAACUGCAUCGCCUCCGUCGACGUGCAGGUCCCCGGCAAGGCAGAGGUGCUGCGGUUCCUGGAUGGCGGGGGGGCUCAGCCCUCCCGGGAGGCGCUGGCUGUGCUCUACUUUGGGAACCAGCCAGACCCCAACAUCACCGAGUACGUGGUGGGUCCGCUGCCGACGCCGGCGUAUCACCGGGACGUCACGGUGCAGAAGUACGGGGGGAAGGUGCCGUACCACCGCAGACCUGUUACCGGCAAGGAGUACAUGGAUAUCCACGCCCUCAUCCAGCAAGAGCUGAGAAAGGCAGCUCCCCGUGGAUUCCAGUCUGGAGAUCGGAUCACUUGGUUCGCUUUGUUUCAGAACGUGAGCGGGUUCUUUGUGCACCCGGUGGGGCUGGAGGUGCUGGUGGACCACAGCAGCCUGGACAUCUCCCGGUGGGCAGUGAGCAGGGUCUUCUACAACGGGCAGUACUACAGGGACAUGGUUCAGCUGGAGAGCGCCUAUGUGCAGGGUCGCGUCAGCGUGGAGAAGGUGAGGAAAGCGCCGUGGGAUGGGGACUUCUCGUCCAUGAAGCCCCGAGCGCCCUCGGCUGCGCUGUUCCCUUUGCAGUACGAGCCCCAGGGUCCCCGUAGGAACAACCACGUCCUCUUCCAGGCAUGGAGCUUUGCCUUUGGGAUGAGCGUGAGCACGGGCCUGCGCCUGUUUGACAUCCGACACAAGGGGGAGAGGGUUGCCUAUGAAAUCAGUGUCCAAGAAGCGUUGUCAGUGUAUGGCUCCAACUGCCCCGGAGGGAUGUCAACGAGGUACAUGGACGGGAGCUUUGGCAUCGGGCGCUACACCUCCCCCUUGGUGCGAGGGGUCGACUGCCCAUACUCGGCCACCUAUGUUGACACACACACUCUGUCUGAGACCCUGAGCCCCAGCAAGAGAAAGGCUUCACUCUGCAUUUUUGAGCAGAACCUGGGCUCCCCUCUGAGGCGCCACUACUCCAACUUGCAGUCGCUCUACUACGGGGGCCUGGUCAACUCUGCUCUGGUCGUUCGGUCCAUUGCAACCGUGGGCAACUACGACUACGUGUGGGACUUCAUCUUCUACCAGAACGGGGCCAUCGAAGGCAAGGUCCAGGCCACGGGGUACCUGAGCUCAUCCUUUCUCCAUGGCGAUGGUCUGAGAUACGGCAAUAGGGUUUGGGAGCACACGCUGGGUACGAUACGCACCCAUUUAUUCAACUACAAAGUGGACUUGGAUGUGGGAGGUAGGUCUGGGAACCUGGGCUCCCCUCUGAGGCGCCACUACUCCAACUUGCAGUCGCUCUACUACGGGGGCCUGGUCAACUCUGCUCUGGUCGUUCGGUCCAUUGCAACCGUGGGCAACUACGACUACGUGUGGGACUUCAUCUUCUACCAGAACGGGGCCAUCGAAGGCAAGGUCCAGGCCACGGGGUACCUGAGCUCAUCCUUUCUCCAUGGCGAUGGUCUGAGAUACGGCAAUAGGGUUUGGGAGCACACGCUGGGUACGAUACACACCCAUUCCAUCAACUACAAAGUGGACUUGGAUGUGGGAGGCAUGGCCGAGCAGACAGGGAGACACAGCCCUGUCUGCGGGGCUGAAGGUGCGAGCCUGAUGCUGGUCUUGGCGCUCCUUAACGUGAGCGGGUUCUUUGUGCACCCGGUGGGGCUGGAGGUGCUGGUGGACCACAGCAGCCUGGACAUCUCCCGGUGGGCAGUGAGCAGGGUCUUCUACAACGGGCAGUACUACAGGGACAUGGUUCAGCUGGAGAGUGCCUAUGUGCAGGGUCGCGUCAGCGUGGAGAAGGUGAGGAAAGCGCCGUGGGAUGGGGACUUCUCGUCCAUGAAGCCCCGAGCGCCCUCGGCUGCGCUGUUCCCUUUGCAGUACGAGCCCCAGGGUCCCCGCUACAGCGUCAGGAACAACCACGUCCUCUUCCAGGCAUGGAGCUUUGCCUUUGGGAUGAGCGUGAGCACGGGCCUGCGCCUGUUUGACAUCCGACACAAGGGGGAGAGGGUUGCCUAUGAAAUCAGUGUCCAAGAAGCGUUGUCAGUGUAUGGCUCCAACUGCCCCGGAGGGAUGUCAACGAGGUACAUGGACGGGAGCUUUGGCAUCGGGCGCUACACCUCCCCCUUGGUGCGAGGGGUCGACUGCCCAUAUUUAGCGAUGUACCUGGAUGUGCACUACCUUGCUCAUUCCCAGGUCCCUAGAAUUAGUAAAAAUGCCCUCUGCAUUUUUGAGCAGAACCUGGGCUCCCCUCUGAGGCGCCACUACUCCAACUUGCAGUCGCUCUACUACGGGGGCCUGGUCAACUCUGCUCUGGUCGUUCGGUCCAUUGCAACCGUGGGCAACUACGACUACGUGUGGGACUUCAUCUUCUACCAGAACGGGGCCAUCGAAGGCAAGGUCCAGGCCACGGGGUACCUGAGCUCAUCCUUUCUCCAUGGCGAUGGUCUGAGAUACGGCAAUAGGGUUUGGGAGCACACGCUGGGUACGAUACGCACCCAUUUAUUCAACUACAAAGUGGACUUGGAUGUGGGAGUUGGCAAACAGAUGAAGAGCCGUGUCUGCAGGUGA